ACUUAUUCAUUCAUUCAUGCCGAAGUUGCUCUCUUCAAUAUUCUCUAAAACUUUUCAUGGUGAUUUUUGAAGAGAGAGGCAAAGUCAGAGCUUUCUUGUGACCCAUAUACCCAUUUUCUUACAAUGUUUAAACUUUUCAAUAAGAACCUUCGUCUUCUAUGCUCCCGUUUCCGGUGGCCGAUUCGCCGGAGGUCAAAACCCAAAGUCAUCAUCAGGAGGUUCGGCAAAUCGAGCUCUAAACCUCACGACCGAGCCCAAACUGAACCAACCAGGGUUUCUGGCUCAGUGGCUUCGGCUGCGGUACACCCAAAUGGUCAUUUAGGUGAGCCGGCAACGGCUAUAUCGUCUGUACGGGUUGCGACGUUUAACGCAGCCCUGUUUUCUAUGGCUCCGGCGGUACCCAAAACGGAGAGCUUCGACGACGAAAACGGCGACGUUUUAAAGUCUAGGAGCGUCAAUUUACGAACCAAAUCAGUUAAUGAGCGACCCAAGAGUAUUCUCAAGCAAUCUCCAUUACAUCCCAAUUCUGUAAAUAUUACCAAUAAUAGCUCUGAAAAUCUCUCAAAGCAACAGAAGUUCACGAAAUCGAAAUUGAGGGUUUCGAUUAAUUUGCCGGAUAAUGAGAUUUCGUUACUACGAAACAGGAAAUUAAGCUUUGUAGAAGGUGAGAUUGAGAAAGAGAAAGAGGGUUCUUCUUCAUCUUCCAUAACUAGAUUUCUCAGAGGAAAAGCUCCAUUGAGAUCGAGUAUGAGCUUUUCCGGCUGUAUAGACUACGGUGGAGAAGGAGAUGAUCCGUACAGAAGCAAGAGGACUGUGCUUGAAGUUUUGAGAGAGCUAGACGCUGAUAUAUUAGCUCUGCAAGAUGUGAAAGCAGAGGAAGAAAAAGCCAUGAAACCCUUGUCAGAUUUAGCUUCAGCUUUGGGUAUGAAGUACGUUUUCGCCGAGAGUUGGGCGCCGGAGUACGGUAACGCCAUCUUUUCAAAGUGGCCCAUUAAAAGCUGGAAGGUUCAGAAGAUUUUCGACGACACUGAUUUCAGGAAUGUCCUGAAAGCCACAAUUGAUGUUCCUGAAGUUGGAGAAAUAAACUUCCACUGUACUCACCUUGAUCACCUUGAUGAGAAUUGGCGUAUGAAGCAGAUAAACGCCAUAAUCCAAUCAAAUAACGAGCCCCACAUCUUAGUUGGAGGCCUCAACUCCCUUGAAGAAACUGAUUACUCACAAGAAAGAUGGUCUGAUAUUGUAAAGUACUAUGAAGAGCUGGGAAAGCCCACACCAAAGGUGGAAGUAAUGAAAUAUUUAAAGAGUAAAGAGUACACAGAUGCUAAGGACUACGCCGGAGAAUGUGAGUCAGUUGUGAUGAUAGCCAAAGGCCAAAGUGUACAGGGGACAUGUAAGUAUGGAACUCGAGUAGAUUACAUAUUGGGUUCUCCAAACUCUUGUUACCAGUUUGUCCCAGGUUCAUACUCGGUCUUUUCAUCCAAGGGUACUUCUGAUCACCACAUAGUGAAAGUUGACAUAACAAAAGUAGAUAACACUGGUCAACAAAAUGUCACCACAAAGAAAAGACAUACUAAGAAGAAAGUUGUAAAGGUAACAGGCUCUUCUCAAUCCAAAGCUAUAUGGAAAACACAUACGACGUAAGACUAUAAUAGAUUUGAAUUUCUUUGUUUUUAGAAAUUAUAAAAAAAUAAUUUAUAUAUAUUAACUAAUUAUAUGAUUUAUAGGUCUAGUGUUUUUUUUUCUUUUUCAAAGUGAGAAGAGUAUCUGAUUUUGAAGCUGCUCUGCUCUUGUGCCCUACGUGUAAAUCAUCUAUCGGAAUUGAGUGCUAGCAGCUGCUGCAAUAUAUAUUACAUGAUCUAUAUAUUUGUUACUCU
Messenger RNA from Cannabis sativa, 1874 nucleotides. RefSeq lists its product as uncharacterized. NCBI's taxonomy places the organism in Eukaryota, Viridiplantae, Streptophyta, Magnoliopsida, Rosales, Cannabaceae. Gene Ontology annotation, molecular function: catalytic activity. Gene Ontology annotation, biological process: GPI anchor biosynthetic process. The record is from RefSeq and is a predicted model, not a curated record. Gene Ontology annotation, cellular component: endoplasmic reticulum. The transcript has 4 exons. Bases 124 to 1641 code for a protein of 505 amino acids.